ACGGGCUUGAGCCGCCAUUUUGACUGAGCAACCAUAGUGACAGGAGCCGGAGCAGCAGCUCAGGUUGUCCCCGUUUCCCCUCCCCCUUCCCUUUUCCGGCUGACUUCCCGGGCCCUGCAUUACACAGUCCCGGUUCUGCCAUGUCCCAGAAACAAGAAGAAGAAAACCCUGCGGAGGAGACCGGCGAGGAGAAGCAGGAUACACAGGAGAAAGAAGGGAUUCUCCCUGAGAAAGCUGAGGAGGCAAAGCUAAAGGCCAAAUAUCCAAGCCUAGGACAAAAGCCUGGAGGCUCCGACUUCCUCAUGAAGAGACUCCAGAAAGGGCAAAAGUACUUUGACUCAGGAGACUACAACAUGGCCAAAGCCAAGAUGAAGAACAAGCAGCUGCCAAGUGCAGGAGCAGACAAGAACCUGGUGACCGGUGACCACAUCCCCACCCCACAGGACCUGCCCCAGAGAAAGUCCUCGCUCGUCACCAGCAAGCUUGCGGGGUAACCUGGGCCCCUCUCUUCCCCUUCCUCACCCACUGGACUGUUAUAUAUUGUAGGCAGGGAAUGGGCACCUAGUCAGAGCUCAGCUUGCCAUCCAGGGGAGACAUUCUGCUGGGGGCUUAGGUUGAAGAUGGGCUCUGAGUUCAUUUCUUUGGGUAAAUUGAAACUUGUACACCCUCAUGAUAGCCCAGUAGAGACCCAAGAGUAGGAAAGACUAGGAGUGCAGAGUGCUGCAGCUUUUCCUGUGGUGAGAAUGUGGAAGAUGCAAGUUCUCCUGUUGGAGGAGCAAGUCCUUAGACGGGCUAUCGUGGAGCAGUGUGACAGGUUCAGUGUCCCAAGGCUGAAUUGACAUGCUGAGAAAGGUAGAGUGAAGGAGAUGCUCUCUGUGCUUCUAAGUGUGCUGUCCCUUAGGCCUCUGUGCUCUGUGUUCCCAUCGUGGGUGUUUAGGGGACCUUCAAAAGAGAGGAGAUUUCUGCUUGCUUAAAAUUACAGGGCCCACCUAACCCCUCUGCUGUGUUCCUCCAACAGCUGCCCUGCUUCUCAAGGAGUGUAAAGUUUAACAGACGUUAGCUACUUAUGAAAAAGAAAAUGGUAUCUUUUCUCUUCCAGCAUGUUGCUUUUUGAAAGUAUUAUGGGAUAAUGGAAAGAGUUUAGGAGUUGAAAUACUUGGGCUGUAGUUUUUGUCAAGCUCAACAGCACUGAUGUGUGAGCUUGGCCAGGUCUGUAGCCUCUCUGAAUUGAUCCUGUUCCUCGUCUGUAAACAGACGGAAACGCGUGUGUAGGCUAACUCUGACUCUAAAGUCCUACACCUGCCAUACCCUUCUGGUCAUCAUAAAACCAAAAUUGAGGCAGGCCCAUGGCUGAACCUCAGCUCUGUAGAGCCAGAAGUGCUACAUGGGACGAGAGAGAGUUUGAGAUUUAAGGGCCAUAGCUUCCAACAACAGUCUCAUAGGUAUCAUAGCCUUUUUGAGAGAGAAAGAGAACAAACCUGAAAAGGCUGUCCCUGGAUGUGUCUUGACUCUGCCCAUUUUCCUGGGUCUGCUGUUGACCCUAGCUGCUACAAAGCUGCUCUGGCAGCAGACUGGAUAGGCCUGAGGAGACAGGCUCAUUGACGUGGCAUCUUGCUUCAGAUGUAUGUUAGGCAUGGAGGAAGAAGGGAUGAAGGGAGCUGGUCCCCAGAGCUUAGAGCUACUGCCAGCUGGAGCAGCUGCUCCUUAGCAGAUGAUUCACUGGUGGAGGAUGGAAAGAGGGUGCAGGGAGGGAGGCAGCAGCCUGUCUUGCUGUGUCAUCACUAGUUUGGCCUGGAUCUUACUAAAUGCCACCUGCUCGUCAUCGACAGAGAGGGCCAGAGUGAGAACUGCUCAAAAGAGCAAGAUGGUGCAGUCUCUCUCCCCUUUCCAGAUUGCACUGUGCCCUUAGGAUGUCUGGCGAGUUUGUGGAUGUGUGUGUUAGGGGAAGGACAUGUAAAUAUGCCCUUCUCCUGAUUGGCCACUGCCCAGGUCUCUGGCCAUCAUUCAGAUUGGGUAGAAAUAGAUUGGUGAGGAAGGAAUGGAGAGAGCAGGACCCCUGGUCUCCCUGGCCCCCAAACUCUUUGACUCUCAUUUGUAAUGUAUAUAAUUUUGUGUUUUUUGCUCCAUUUUCUCAUGCUGUCAUCCUUAAUGAGAAGUCCAUGUGGGAAGGGGACAAACUGAACAUCACUGUAUAGUUUCUUCAAUGUCCCAACCAUGUUUACAUAGAUAUGUCAUGUUAUUAUAUAUAUAAAUAUAUAUAUAAUUUUGUACGUUUU
This is a messenger RNA of Mus musculus (house mouse), 2276 nucleotides long. RefSeq names its product endosulfine alpha (gene Ensa). Lineage: Eukaryota; Metazoa; Chordata; Mammalia; Rodentia; Muridae. The record is from RefSeq and is marked validated. The transcript is spliced from 3 exons. Bases 141 to 494 code for a protein of 117 amino acids. Gene Ontology annotation, molecular function: potassium channel inhibitor activity; signaling receptor binding. Gene Ontology annotation, cellular component: cytoplasm.